Molecule: messenger RNA, 2043 nt
Organism: Theileria parva strain Muguga
Lineage: Eukaryota; Apicomplexa; Aconoidasida; Piroplasmida; Theileriidae
Exons: 1
Coding region: 1-2043 (680 amino acids)
Source: RefSeq, a predicted model, not a curated record
AUGAGUGAAAUAUUGAGUAGAUUAGAGUUUCCUCGUUAUUUAUCGUUUUUUAACGAGGGGAAGUUGGUUUUAGUGAGGAAGCGGAGCCCAUUUGAGCCCUGGGAGAACAUAUCUAACACAAGACAUGACAUAACUAAAAUUCUCUUUUUUGACCCGGAAUUAACCGAAUUUAAGCCGUCAGAGUAUAAAUUAAACCCGCUGGAUCUCACAAUUGAAGUUUCUAUUGAGGAUUUCUGUGAGAAAAUCGAGUACCUCAACGUGAACGUGUUUGAAUACAAAUCUUUCAUGGAAUUUGGUUACCCCGAGACUCUCCUCUUUAACAUCCUGAGGAAUAAUUUUACGCUUCAUUUUCUAAAUGAAAAGAAAAUUAAACUUAACUUCCCGAAACUUAAGGUCCCAACUGAUCCCGACGAUGUAACGCCCGAAGAUCUUAACCGCAGCACAAUAACAAGAAGCCUUAAAAAACGUCUUAACUCUUGUAAAAAAGGUGACAGGUGCCCGAAAAAAGUAAAACUAAGCUGUAAAUUUGGGCGAAGUAUAAGCGGUAGUGACCAGAUUGAACCACUGAGGCCUUGUAAAGACAUCGAGUUAAACACGAGAAAAUAUAAACUUAACAGUUUAAAUCAAGGUUACUGGUACCAAUUUAGUGAAAACAGUUGUAAAUACGUGAAGGUUUUGGGUUAUUUCCUGUGGAAAUGUAAGUUUAAUGACCCGAGUCAACAGUACCCGAAAUCACUUUACUAUUAUAAAAUUCUCAAUAUAUUAAUCUUACAGUUUGAAUCUUGGUUCAUACUGUACAAAUUCAUAGAACAGAAGUGGACACAGCAGCAAGUUAAUAUACCUCCAAUUAACCUUUAUGAACAGACAGAUGCUGGAUAUGUGAAAAGAAUGACACCAGACAAGUUUAAUGUGGUCUUGAGUAUCUCUGGAGAUGUGUCAAUUCUCUACAGAGUUAACCCUGAAAUCUUCUGUGUCAUGGUAAAAUAUAACGUUAGAACUGUGUGGAAAUCACUAAAUGACAGGGAAUCCGCUAAAAUAAUAUUAUAUAAUUUAAGUAGUGGAGAUAUUACUUUGGAUUCGGACAAAAUUCUGCUUCUCAGAAAUGAUGACAAAAGCUGGACCAAGGUGACUAAAUUACCAAAUUUUAUCAAGUUAUACUCUGAGGACGAGCUUGGAAAUGUGAUCCCGAUGCACUUGGAAAAGUGGAAUCCAUACGUAAAUUCCGCGAAUAAAUGCAUUUUCACACUGGAACCUGAUGCCAAAUGUGCUAUGGUGACGCAAUACGACAGUGUUAAGAAUUGUGAUGUGGAAAUUUGGUCCCGCGGGUUACUGCAGAGUUACCCGAAAAAAAUCAUCUUCAGCAGCAAAAACAAGGUUUGUGUUCUUGAAUUCGACAAUUACUUUAUUGUCUCAACUCUGAAAGACGAUGAAUGGGCCAGAAAAGAGUUCUUAAUCCCCCCAAUCCAGCUGCAUAAACAAGAUGAAAAAGGUCAAACAGUGCUAAUGUCCAGAGAAGAUUAUGUGUGGGAGCUAAUUAACACGCGUUUUAUGAUACUUUUGCUGAGUAUAAAUGAGGGCGUCAGAUGUACUGAGGUAUCAUUUAAGAAAACGCUCUUGUGGAAUUCCCGUGAUAAAUCGCCGUAUUUCAUAAUUUACAGCGACGCCAAGAGUAAAUUAUAUCUCACAUUUGAUACGGAGAUUGUUACGUACAAAUAUAAAUCAAGGGUCUGGGUAUACAAACGUUAUAAGAUCCCGCCAAUCAGGUUAUUUACCCAGGAUAACAGGGGAAAUAAGAUACUAAUGAAUUACCCUGAGUAUAGAGUCCAAUUAAGAGAUGAGAAGGAAGGUUUGGGAUAUUACUACGUAAUAACCCAGGGCGAGUGUGAUGAAGUGAGAUAUGAGAAUAAUUUAAUUUGGAGAAAAACUGACGAGAAACAUUUGUCAGGGUUUACCUUUUCUAACGGGCUAGUAGUGUUCAAUUUCGGGAUUAAAACCGUUAAAUACAAACUAACCAACAGGAGAUGGAACAAACUAAUAUAUUAA